GGUAGAAGUAGUAAGUGAAUGCGGUGGCAGGUAGGAAUGAUUGACCGGCCCUCAGCUGCGAUUGAAUGUGAUAUCACAAAUUGAAUGACAUCGAACGUUUACAAAGAAUGACCAGUAACACUUGUCUGUCGCCCUCAUGCCUGGUCCUGGCGUAUCUAUCCUUCGUUGCCUCCUGGACGACUCACACUGUUCGUUUCGUUUUACUCUGUGUGUUUUGUUUUGUUUUAUUAUUUUUUGUCUCUGCUUUCUUGCUCCUCUCACUCCUGUCCUGAGAACAGGGAAAGGCCUAUUUUUGAAGGUUGAACACUGCCUUAUCCCUCUAUAUCUCUUUCUCUCCCUCCCUCCCUCCAUCAAUGCCCCUCCGGAGGGUGGAGUGAGACAAGGAGUGCAGGAGCCACUUCGGAGGGGAUGCGGGCUGCAAGGCGUCUCCUCGCAGGGUCACCCAUUGCGGCAUUUCCCCAUUGCGGUGCCCACUUGAUGUCAAAUGCAUCGACACCAGCUGGAGAGGAGAGAGCUAUCACCCGUCUGGACUGGGAUGGGCCGGACC
Aspergillus welwitschiae is the source of this 547-nucleotide messenger RNA. RefSeq lists its product as uncharacterized. Lineage: Eukaryota; Fungi; Ascomycota; Eurotiomycetes; Eurotiales; Aspergillaceae. The transcript has a single exon. The record is from RefSeq and is a predicted model, not a curated record. The coding region runs from base 137 to 478 and encodes 113 amino acids.